Recurvomyces mirabilis is the source of this 2949-nucleotide messenger RNA. RefSeq lists its product as uncharacterized. The transcript has 2 exons. The record is from RefSeq and is a predicted model, not a curated record. Bases 1 to 2949 code for a protein of 982 amino acids. NCBI's taxonomy places the organism in Eukaryota, Fungi, Ascomycota, Dothideomycetes, Mycosphaerellales, Teratosphaeriaceae.
AUGUCGAAAGCUGGUGGUAGCACGACGGGAAAGCUCGAGGAAAUACGAGCAACGGCUGCAGGAGCGUCGGAUUCGGAUGCAGGGACAGCCACACUUCCACCCGCAUCCCAAGAAAGUCAAAGCCACGAGAGUUCAGUGGGCGGAACACAUGUUGCUGGUGCUGGGCAGGUGUCUCAUGAGACAUCAUCAGUCAAUACUGUUGUAGACCUGCCACCUGUACCAGCAAUCCCACCAGCGUAUAAUAAUCCGGUCACGAGCGCAGGGCGAAAUCAGGCGCCGGGUAUAUUGGAUCGGCGGAAAAGUACCAAGUUGAUCAACAAAGCUACGAAGAGUCGAGGCCAACUUUCUCUACCAGGCUCUACACCACCGCCAACCAUCAUAUUCAGCAUGGCCAAUGUGGAACCAGAGAUGCGGCCGAGGGAUGGUGACAUGACACCAGGUCAAGAGUCAGAAGGCUUCGAGAGUGCGUCGGAAAGUACACCAAGGGCUGUAUCGUCAGCACCUCCUGUUGAAGGUACUGGUUUGGCGAUCGACGGUGUCAGUCAGAAGACACAAAGUAUUGUCGAAGAAACAGGACGCAGCAAUGAUGAGGAGCCGAGGGUUGCACAUUCACGCCAGACGACCAUCGACAUCACACCAAGCCUAGGAGUACCCCUGUCUGCCACACAGUCCCGUGACCGAAGUGUAUCGCCCUCGAAACGACCAACACAAAUCAUGCAGGGUCUCUCCGGCGACUUCGCUAUCAACGCACCUCCUCCACCAUCCACAGCAGAUCGUGUGCAUGCUCUCGAGACACGGCAAAACGGUGAUGGGAUCAAUGGAACAUCUCCCAGACCUACCGAAGGUUUCGCACGCAAAGCAUCAAAUGGGUUGUCUGGAUUGCUUGGCAGAAUGGGCAGUAUUAGGAGGCCUGCGCGAUCACCGCCAGCACGGCCAGAGAGCAAGUUCAGACAUGAGAGGGCAAACACAAGCAGUUCCAUGGCAUCUCUGAAUGGGUCUGUGAAUGGUCUAGCAUCUAUUGCUGAUAUGCCGGAUGGUAAUUCGCCAAAGCCUAGCUUACAGGACCAAUUUGCAGACCUGAGGAGGCAGGAGGAGCACGCCAUGAAUGGUGUGAACGGCCACGCGACAGAUGACGUGGCACCGCAAUCACCACGCAAACAUAGUGAUGCGGGUAUUUUGUCAAAAGUCAGCGAGGAAGGUUCGAUGGCGGUACCUGUCAAACUGGAAAGAGCCGCAUCAAACCCGGGUCCACUCAAAUCACCACCGCUCGAUCCGAAUUUACCACCUGGUACAGCUACAGGCAUGACUGCAGGACCUGCAGAUGAGCCGCGACCAGUGAAUUGGGAUCUGUGGCAGUCCGUUGUCUACGAAGGACCUGCUGCGGUGCGGAGAACAAGUGGCGAAGAGCUCCAGCUUUCGAUCGCAUCUGGGAUACCUCCAGCUAUUCGUGGCGUUGUAUGGCAAGUCCUGGCCGAGAGCAAGAAUGAAGAUCUGGAGGCGGUAUAUCGCACCUUGAAGGCUAGAGGCACAGAUGUGGACCGACCCGUGCCUGCAUCACGAACCGAGUCGCAAUCGAAUCUAGGCAAUGGCGUGCCGCUUGACAAGGAUUCCGUAGCAUCUUCGCGAUCAAGUACACACUCGACCGAAUCGACACCGGCGACAUCAGCCAUGGCCAGCCCACCAAUGUCUGUCGAAGGCAAUCCGAUGGACACACAAGGCAAACUUCUGGCAGAGAAGCAAAAGCGAGAAGCCGCUGCUCUAACGAAACUGGAAAAGGCCAUCAAGCGAGACAUGGGAUCGAGGACGUCUUUUAGCAAAUACACUCAAUCUGCAGGCUUGCAAGAUGGUCUGUUCGGAGUAUGCAAGGCCUAUGCUAUAUUCGACGAAGGCGUGGGCUAUGCACAGGGGAUCAAUUUCAUUGCCAUGCCUCUGCUGUUCAACUUGAGCGAGGAAGAGUCGUUCACGUUACUGGUCAAGCUCAUGAGCAAGUACGACCUACGGAGUAUGUUCACACCUGAUAUGAACGGUCUCCAUCUGCGACUAUAUCAAUUUGAGAGACUACUGGAGGAUCUGGAACCAGCUCUCUACUGCCAUCUACGAAGACGGAAAGUAGAUCCACAAUUAUAUGCAACGCAAUGGUUCUUGACCUUGUUCGCUCAUCGCUUCCCGCUGCAACUGGUCUUACGAGUCUACGAUUUGAUCUUCAGCGAGGGUCUGACAGCCAUCUUAAAGUUCGGCAUCGUUCUCAUGCAGAGGAAUCGUGAAGCAUUACUGGCCAUGAAGGACAUGAGCCAGCUUUCCGCUUUUCUCAAAGAGAAGAUCUUCGACGUCUACAUCGACAAAUCACCCUCCGCAUCAUCACUACUCGACUCGGGAUUCUUCGGCUCCGUCACUGGCGGAGCAGACAAGGAGUUAUAUCGAGCGGACGAAAUGGUGCGGGAUGCUUGUGAGGUCAAUGUCACUGAGGCACAACUGGCACAAUAUACCUCCGAAUGGGAAGACCAACAACGCACCGAUCGCGAACGCACUGAAGAGCUCGAAAGCUUACGAAGUUCAAGCACUGCAAUGACUAGCCGUGUCAAAAGCCUAGAAGACCGCACCCAACAACAGGAUUACGAACACGUCUCUAUGGCUGGCGAGCUCGUUAGAGCAAAGAUGCAGCUUGAUGAAGUCAUGGAUGAGAAUGAAGGUCUCAAGAUGAAAGUGCAGGAACUCCAGAAGAUGGUUGAAUCGCAGCCGGCGGAAGUGGAAGAGAAGUUGAAGGAGGAGAUGGAGAGGAUAAUGGCGCGGAACUUGGAGGUGCAGAAUGAGAAUCGGAUGUUACAUGAAGAGCAGGAGGAUAUGGAGCGCGAGUUGGUGGGGGCUAAGAUGGCUUUGGCGCAGGCACAAUCUGAUCGCGACGAAGUGCAGCAGCGAUUUGCUAAUGUACAGGCUCUUAUUAAUGGAUAG